AGCGCAGCCUGACCGGUCCAAACUGAGCCGAGCCAUGGAGGAGUCCCGCCGAGGCUAACGUGAGGAUUUAUUUGAUUUGUGAUGUGGAAUCUGUUCCUGAACCGGCGGACUGGAUUUAGGUGGGUGGGCGGGUUUGUGCGCUGGAUUCAGGAGGCGGAGCGGCCUGGAGGGUCGGACGUCCUUCUGCAAGUGUCCUGCUCUCUCCGUCUCUCUCUCUCUCUCUCCCUCAGAGAAAACAACACAGGACUAAACAAGUUGGCCAACUGUGGUGUGGGCACUUUACUCAACAGUUCGUCUCAUUUCAAAAUCCUUUAAACAAACGCUUGAAGUCUGCGAUAAGUGAACAAGAGAGGAAAAACGACGCUGGUAAAUCCUCGCAGUCUUGACGGACUUUAUUCACCUUUUACCUUCAUUUUCUCAAGAGGUGGGCCACCUGAUCCAGGGAGAGGGAUUUAUUUUCCUUCUGUAUUCCUGAUGGAGUCAUACAGAGUGACCGACAUUCCUAACAGUGGACCACAGCGGGUCUACACUCAGCCGUCCCGCCCCUCCAGGCCCCACAGUAAUGGAGCUGGUACAUAUGGUCUCAGCAUCCGCGUCCAGGGUAUAGAUGGACACCCCUACGUAGUUCUGAACAAUCAAGACAGGGGUCCUCAGUCCUAUAUCGACCCUAACAGUAAUGGGUACAUUGACACAGAGGGCUCUUUUAUUGAGAACUACCAGGAGUAUGAUUUCAGAGGGGGCAAGGAGGCUGGAUCCAACAGCCCCUUCAUGGAGUACAGGUCUCAGAAGAUGAUGCAUUACUCUGGUCCUCAAAAUGGUGUCACAGAUUCACAAGGAAAGAAACCAUCCACCCUUCUGAACUUUCAGAAGCACCCUGAGUUACUGCAGCCGUAUGAUCCAGAGACAAACUCCCUCAAUCUUGAAGGUUUCCACAGCCUGCCUUCAAGGCCUCUGCCUGUCGCUGAGACUGAGAACCAACACCAGAGUCCCUCCUCCAAUUCUGCUGCACCUGCAUCGUCCCAUCCCAGAUCAUCAAGCCUGGAUCAGAAUAAAACUCCUGCGCAUCAAGAGAAGAGGCAACUUCCAUCCCAGAGCCUUAGCGAGACAGCCCUUCCUAAGCUGAAGUCACAGCCUCAGUCCGUGACUCCUCAGUCAAUGUCACAGCCUCAGUCCAUGCCUCCAGCCAAGCUCACUCAGCCUCCGACCAGGCCACAAUCCCAAAUAGCUCAGCCACAGUCCAGACCUCGCCUCACCAACCUGAAUCCACCUCAGUCCAAGCCAUCCUCCAAAACUCAGCACCAGUCAGUGCCUCCAGCCCAGCCUCAGCCCUCUGCUGUGUCAAGUCCCACGAGUGAGCAGACCAAGACCUUCUUUAGAUCCCCCAGCUCUAUGAGCAGUGCCAACUCCAGCCUUGAGCGCACCCGCCGUGAGCCUGAUGUCCUUCCUCUACGCAGGACUGACUCAAGUGGGCCAGUUCUUCAGUCUUCUUCCCGCUCCCGCCACUCCUCGUCAUCCUCUACCUCUAAGGCUCUGGUGGAUGAACAGAUGGAGGCCCUGUACGCAGACUCCAUCAACCGCCACGAGAACCGCCGCUACAUCCCUUUCCUCCCUGGUUCAGGCAGAGACAUUGACACAGGUUCCAUUCCUGGCGUUGAUGAGCUCAUUGAGAAGUUUGACGGCAAAGAUGGCAGCCACCAGCGCAGGGGCAGGGCAGGGCGCAGGAACAGGAUCAAUCCAGAGGACCGAAAACGCUCACGCAGCGUGGAUAGUGCCCUUGGCAUGCGAGAUGGUUCUAGCUAUGUGGAUGAGUUUAGCCGCCAUCGAGGCACAUCAAUGGAGCAUGUCCUGCGGCCCUCACAGCUACGGAUGCAGAAAACAGCUGGAUGUCAAGACUCCUGGCUCAUGACUCUAGAUGGUAGGGUUGACUCCAGCGCUUCAUCUCACGUCGCCAGUGCACCCGGCUCCCCCCAGAGCACCAUCUCUAAAGGUGUCGGCUCCAUCCAGGGGUACAAAAAGCCACAGACUUGCUCCUCUGCGUUGCCAUUCAAGAGUAAAGAGAGUGAGGACAGUGGCUCUUCAGCUGUUAAAAUUUCGACAGCGUCGGUGUCAACAUUGCUAUCGAAGCCUUCUUCCACUACAGAAAAAAAGCACAGUACAGACGCCGAUGUUCAGGCGACACCUGAUCUCCUGAAAGGUCAGCAGGAGCUUUCACAACAAACACAUGAGGAGACAGCAAAACAAAUUUUGUUCAAUUACCUUAAAGACGGAAGCAACGAUAAUGAUGAAACAACAAAGAGAAAGGUCAACCUUGUCUUUGAGAAAAUACAAACGUUGAAGUCCCGGGCUACGGCGAGUACACAAGGCGACAACAAAUCCCUAGACCUCACAGCACAGACCAAAGCUCUGCAGGAGCAAAAUGCUGAACUGGAGAAAGAAACGGCCAAACUGAAGAGACAACUUGAGGAACAAACCACGAAUAAUCAGGCUGACAAAAGGACAGCAGCAGGUGUGAAGGAGCUGCAGCAGGAGCUGGAGCGGAGUGCAGAGGAGUGCAAGCGUCUGAAGGAAAAACUGGCCAAAACAGAGGCCGAGCUCCAGACCACAGUCGAAGAGCUGUUCCAGGUGAAGAUGGAGAGGGAGCAGUACCAGACGGAGAUCAGAGACCUGCAGGACCAGCUGUCAGAGAUGCAUGACGAGCUUGAUUCGGCCAAGAAGUUAGCUGCUGAUGGGGAGAAAGACAUUAUUAUAGCGGACAUGUUGCAAUUGAAGGUGGAGAUGCAGGAAAUUCUCCUGGCCAAGGAGGACCAGGAGGAGAUGCUGAGGAGGCGAGAGAGGGAGCUGACAGCUCUGAAAGGAGCUCUGAAGGAGGAAGUGGCCGCUCAUGAUCAGGAAGUGGACAAGAUGAGGGAGCAGUAUGAGAAGGAAUUAAGCAGGCUGCAAACGUCUUUGGAGGAGGCCAAGCAGAGCAGCGCAGCAGUAGUCCGUGAGAAGGAUGAAGUGGAGGCAGCCAAGGGUGCAGUGGAGGGCCAAGCAGGACGGCUGACUCAAGAGGCUGAGCGGCUGCGCAGGCGGGCACAGGAGCUGGAAAAUGAGGUGGCCAAACUCAACCGUAUCAUCGAUGAGGCCAAACUACAGGAGAGCAGGCUGGGGGACCGAGCUGGCCGACUGGAGAGAGAGAAAAAGCAAUUGGAAGAGUCUUUGGCGGAAAUUAAGGAGCAAGAAGAGGAGAUGUCACGUGCCAACCGAGCGUUGACCAUGAGGCUGGAGGAUGUUCAGAGGAACUUGACAAAACUGAGCAGUGAGCACAAGGAGUUGGAGGGGCGGUUACAAGAAGAGAGGACUCAGAAGGAGCAGUUCAAGAACAUGAAGAACAACAUAGAGGAUGAGAGGAGGCUACUGGACCGUACAGUGGAGAAACUUCAGAGGGAGAUGAAUGACAUUGUGGAGGCGUCCCAGUCGUCCACUCGGGAGCUGCAGGAGCAGAUUGAUAUUUAUAAAGAGAAGAACCGCAGGGAGCUGACGGAGCUGCAGAGGCUUCUGAAGGAGCGAGGACAGGAGCUGGACAAGUACCUGCUGGCUACCAAAACCCUGCAGGACGAGUUGUCACACCGGGAAGAGGACCUGCGGCAGUGUCAGAGGGAACGAGACGAGGCUGAGCUCCGGGAGAAGACACUGGAGAAAAAGGUUCAUGAUCUGGAGGUGGAGGCUGAGAAAAACAUCCACACAAAAGAUGACAAGUCCCGACACAUCAAACUCUUGGAGGACAGGAUUGCUCAGCUAGAGUUGAACCUGGAUGAAGAGCGUCAGAGUGGAGACCAGCUGAUGGACAGGAUAGACCGAGGAAGAGAGCAGGUGGAGCAGAUGAGGAAUGAACUCCUGCAGGAGAGGGCUAGCAGACAGGACCUGGAGUGUGACAAGAUGGCUCUGGAGAGACAGAAUAAAGACCUGAAGAGCAGAGUGGCUCAUAUAGAAGGCUCCCAGAAGUCCAACAAAGAGGGCCUGGUAGCCCAGCUGGAGGAUCGCAUACAGGAGCUGGAGGAGAGGCUGGAGGGGGAGGAAAGGGAGCGUGCCAACCUGCAGCUGGUGAACCGCCGACUAGAAAGGAAAGUUAAAGAGAUGAUGAUGCAAGUUGAAGAAGAACAUCACUCAAUGCAAGAUCAAAAGGACCAAUUAAAUCUGCGUCUAAAAGCCCUGAAGAGGCAGAUGGAUGAGGCUGAAGAGGAGAUCGACCGACUGGAGCACAGCAAGAAGAAGCUGCAGAGAGACCUGGAUGAGCAACAGGAGGCCAACGAGCAGCUCCAGAGCCAGCUCAAAGCUCUGCGAAGUGAGAUCAGGCGUAAGAGCUCCUCUGCCCCGCUGCUCAACAGUCUGGACGACGAUGAUGAGGACGACGACAUCAGCACCGAUGGGGAGAUGUACUUCAGCUCAUCAUCAGGGUACAAGCGCUCCUCGAGUCAGGACAACAUCUUGUCUAACUUCGCUUUGUAAACAAGCUCUGAGGUUGAACAUAAAGCUUCUUUAUAUGCAUCACUGUUGAACAAAACGGCUGGAGAAAAACUGCAGGUAUUACAGUAAAACAUCUGCGUGAUUAUUCCGAGACUUUUCCAGCUAGGUGAGAUCAUGUGAAAUAUUGCUCUUGUGAAAGUCCACACUUCAACAGAGUUCACUUAAUUCUCCUGGAUAUUCAAUCUGGGUACACUCUCGAUGUCCAUAAAUCCACUCAGUAUUAUUUGAGCAGCUCUGAGAUUAAUGGAUGAAAUCAUAAAAGCUUUGUCCUGUAGAAAUUAAAUGUACAUACUCUUUAAUUUGGUAAUUUGACAUUCCCACACGAAGUCUUACCUGUCCAAGAUUGUCAUUCUAUUCUGAGUGGAUUUUCAUUUGAUAACAAAUGGAUUACACAUGCUUGUCAAUGAUUAUUCUAGCAUUAGUAAACUUGAAAACGCUAUCUUUAAUGCACUGUAAAACUACACAAUCAGUACUGCCUUUGGGAACACUAUGAAGUUAUUAACACAUACUUUUUUUAUGCCUAUCAAAUGUUAAAUUGACAUACAGUAUCGAAUAUAAAUUUUUGUAAUAAAAUAUAUUUACCUUAUUUUUUUUUUUUUUUAAAUGAAUGAAGAUCAAACCCAAAAAAUUUAAAGUGAGGAAUGCCAGGAUGUUUUUUUAUUUAUUCACGGUUGAAUAUACAAAAUCCUGGCUCAGUGAGGUUUUUAGGGAAAAAUAAAUGAGGGACUUUGUACACAUCCAUUUUUAUACAGUUUUACUGAUGACCAAUAAUACUGUAAAUCCAUUGAGUCGUUAUCAACAGACAUUUUCUGUAAUGUACCAUAAGGGUUAGUCCUAAUAUUAGUGAUAUCAAAGUAUUUCUUACACAUUUACUGCAAAAGGCUGCUUCGUGCAAUCAUGUGGCAACGUCUAAAUUAACUUUUUGUGAUCACUGAUUCUGAAUCGGAUUUUAAUAGUUACAGCACUGAACAAAGCUGCAAACAUCAAAACCAUUUCAUCUCUGAAGACAUUAUUAUACUGGAAACACUGUGAUGUAACUUCUGUCUGUGGUGAUUUCUGUCCUGAAUGGGGGCAGUGUUAAUACCGAACAUGGUGUAAGUCUUUUUGUUUAACCUCAAAUGUGUAUUUUCAUUGUGCCACUGUGCACAUAAGGGCUUAAAGGUCCUGCAAAAGAACAGAUGUGGACCUCCUCAAAUUUUCCUUUAACUGAAUGAGGGAAUUUCUUCUCUCUUCAACUAAACUGACAAUCGAUGUUUUGCUGAACUGUGAUUAUUUGCACUCUCUGUUGGCUCUGUGCUGAAUAUGCCGAAGUCUGACACUUGUGGAGGGGGAGAGUGGAUUGAGACAAAUUCCUGCCACUACCUCUCUGUACACAUUUGUAUGUUCAUGAAUCCUGCUGAUACUAAAAUAAAGUUACU
Messenger RNA from Xiphias gladius (swordfish), 5924 nucleotides. It is a transcript of the gene cgnl1, whose product is annotated as cingulin-like 1. Bases 475 to 4488 code for a protein of 1337 amino acids. Gene Ontology annotation, cellular component: myosin complex. The record is from RefSeq and is a predicted model, not a curated record. NCBI's taxonomy places the organism in Eukaryota, Metazoa, Chordata, Actinopteri, Istiophoriformes, Xiphiidae. The transcript has 20 exons.